UUAUAUUUGACGUUUUACAGCAUAGAUGUGUUGGACCAGGCUUUCAGUACCAAAGACAGAAGGCCACCAUGAUUGGGCAUAAAUGUAUGCAGGAAUGAGGGUCAGUGGGGUUUGAUACAGUAGAAUAUCAUAUCAGUAUCAUACACUUCAUAAUUACUGUUUUUAAACAUGUUGCUUUAAAUCAUUGGAAUUUUAAUGAAGCAAUAUUUAACAAUACAGACAGAAAACCUUUUAUCUUACAUAUUUCAGUUUAAGUGCUGUGUCUUAUACAGUACAACAUCAGGCUUUAGUCAAAAGUGUCACUUUGUGUUGAACAGUGGGGGAGAAAUAAGGGAUGAGAUUAGAAAAAAAACACUAAAUGGUCUUCAACAUAUAGUAUGUGGUAUUUGGGUGAUGUAAUGAGGGGAUCAUAGGUCAGAGUAGAUGAUUAUGACAGGAAAAAAAUGUAAUAAUGUGGCAUCAAAAUGAAUUGUGUCUCAUGUGUUAUUUAACAUUGCUUGUUUUUUUAACAUUUAGCAUAAAUCUAAACUAAUUAUGCUCUUUAAAAAGUGUCUCCCAAAGUAAAUGACGUCUGUGGUUUUCAUUGUCACACAUCGAAUUUUGUAGCUGAGAAUUGCUCUUUGGUCAAACAUAGAUUUCACAAUAAAAGCUGUAAAUGCCUUGUCGACAAAAGGCAAUUAAGAAGCUACAACAAAUGAUUCCAUACAUGUUGGGACACUGUGUAAACCAUGAGUAAAAUCAGAUUGUGAUGAUUUGCAAACAAAUUGUUUUUACUGACAAAGUGUGUUUCACAAAGUGUUGAAACAUGUUGCUGAGAUCAAAGUCUUAAUGAAUACAUCUGAAAAUAAACAAUGAAACUGAUGAGGUAAAACAUUAAAUAUGUUGUCACUGCGAUGUUUUUAAUUGAUUAUGUCAAAAACGAUAAGCAAAUCAACACAUUCUGUUUCAUUACUGUUCCACAUAGUCUCCCAAACUCUUCUAAAAUCGAGGUUGUAGAACGUGUUAGAGUCAGUGGUAAUAAGUGUGUCACUCCUUAGACUUGAACAACCUCUUCAAAGUUAAUGUGGCAUCUGCAGCGUUCUAACUUUAGCUGCUGCUGCUAAGGCACCGCACGAUGGCAGAAGCAUAAAUGGCUAAAAUUAGUACAAGUGACAGGAGCCAGUGACCACAGGCCUAACUGUACCAAGUGAUGUUGCAGCAGGACAGUAAACAGGUCAGAACCAUGCCCUACGUUAUAAGAUGUCAGCGUUGUCGGUGUGAAAUGUGCUCACAAGGCUCUGGUGACAUAUAUACUCGUCUCUCUCGCUUUAUCCCAGAUGCAGAAAACAAAGAAAGCCUGUCCAAGAAUGGCAUCACCCACAUCCUGUCUGUGUACAACAAUGCAAAGCCCGUGUUUGAGGAUAUGACGUACCUUUGUAUUCAUGCAGCUGACGCUUCCAGCCAGAACCUAUUACAACACUUUAAAGAGUGCAUCAGCUUCAUCCAUGAAUGUCGACUCAACGGUGGCUCUUGUCUCGUUCACUGCCUUGCAGGUGUGUCUCGCAGCACCACCAUGGUGGUGGCCUACCUGAUGACUGUCACCCACUACAACUGGGAAGAGUGUCUGACUGCAGUCAAGGCUGUACGCUCCUUCGUCGGCCCAAACUAUGGCUUCCAGCAGCAGCUGCAGGAGUACCAGACAACACAAGUCUCAGAGUACCGGGCUUGGUUAAGGUCCAGUUUCCGUCCCAGUCCAUUCAAUGACCAGGAGCAGGUGGGCGCCCUGCUGAGCCAGUACACAGAGCAACAGGAGAGCCAGAGGAGGGGAGCAGACCAGCGCUGGAUAAAUCAAGGUGUCUCCGCUCUGCCGUCCGACCCUGAUGAUCCUGAAGGCAGCAGCUGAAGCUGACAGGCCUCAGGUCAUACCAUGCCCAAUGCUGUCUGUAAAUGGCAGUAGUUAUUAUUCUGUAGUCAAUUCCAAAUCAACCCCAGGUUGAAUCCACCUUAAAGGCCUUUGUACACCUAUCAUAAAGCAAGACUGAUGUUUUAUACUUUUAUUUGCACCCCUCUAGUCGUUUUGAAGCGAUGGAGGUUGAUUUAGAAUUGGGCUACAGAUCUUCUCCACUACCAGUGCCGCCCAUGCUCCUUUAACAGAGUACAGCCACAACCUGGGUAUCGGUGCUCACGGACGCCUUACUCUAAACACCUCAGCACCUUAGCCAUGAUGAAUAAACUAAACGUCCAUGUGGACUCUUCGCACCUGCAGUGUUCGGCUCGGUAGCCUUAAAGAAAUGACUAAUUAAUGUGGUCUUAAAGGAACAUUUCGUCUUAAAUCUUACAACCAGUUUGAUGCCAGUUGUUCCGACGAGUACCAGUUUGUAGUCCAGUCCUGGCUCUUAAUUGUGAACUCUUUGAUUAACACUGCCAUACAUCUUAUAGAAAUCAAAGAUUACUCCUCGCUUGUCCAAAUGUGCAAACACUACUGACAUUAAAAUACACAAUAACCCAACAAUAGUCAAUAUAUAAUCAAGAGUCACUAGUAAACAAGCUAGCCACUUACAGAUGUUAUAACAAUACAUAUAUCACAGCAUUUGUUUACACCCAUUUAAUCAAUUCUUUUAAUUUCAUCCACCUGUAGGAACUGGCAAUGUAAAUGAAAAAGUUGAGAAAACUCAUGAAUUCAAGGUAACUGUCUUCACUAAAUGAGUUGUUAGUUUUAAAUAAAACUCAAAUAAACUGAAAAAUGUUAUUUAAUCUUUUAUUGAGAAAAUUUACUUUUUCUACUUAAAAUACUGUUCACAGCAAGCUGUGAACCCAAUGUGUCACUAUUUGGGUUACUUGAAAUUAAAUUGUUGCAAUUAAAAAUGUUGAAUCGUUAACCAUUUUUUACUAUGAGUUUUCUCAUCAGUUUUUGGAAAACUUUAGAAACAACAACAUUUGCUGUUGGUUAGUAUUUUUUUUAAGAAGAAGACAAGAAAAUUAUCUCAACAACAGAUUGUAGGUUGGCAGGAAUGUUUUUCAAAACUUGAGAUAACUCAAAGAUUUUGUAAAGACGCGAAUUACGAGUUUACAACUUUUUCAGUUCCCUGCCAACCAAACUGUUGCUGCAUUAUCUCUUAUCAGGCCAGAGCUAAGAUAAGCUGGGGGAAGGGUUUGCUCGUAAACUAGGCUGCUUCACUUGGCUACAAAAAUUAGUGACUAUUUAAACACACGAAGCAAGGAGUAACAUAUCAAGUAUGUUUCAAAAUUGGGGCAAAAUGUUCCUUUAAGUAAUCCCUUUAAGCUACAUAUAGUAUGGCUGAGUAAAAACUACACAUGAAGGAUGUCUGCAGUCCAGUUGCUUAAGUCUUCCUGAUUUCACUGAAGCUCGGAUUUUGUCUUUUUAAUGUGCUGAUUUUUACUUAAGCUGUGUUUAAAGAAUUGUGGGUACAGUUGAUUGUAUUAAUUGCAUAUUUAUCGUGUUUUUUUUGUUUGUGUUUUGUAAUAAAAUGCAGUGACUGACGAAAAAAAUGGAAAUACUAAUAAACCUGCACUAUCAACACAA
Messenger RNA from Acanthopagrus latus (yellowfin seabream), 3523 nucleotides. RefSeq names its product dual specificity phosphatase 22a (gene dusp22a). The record is from RefSeq and is a predicted model, not a curated record. Gene Ontology annotation, cellular component: cytosol. Lineage: Eukaryota; Metazoa; Chordata; Actinopteri; Spariformes; Sparidae. Gene Ontology annotation, molecular function: protein tyrosine/serine/threonine phosphatase activity. Gene Ontology annotation, biological process: protein dephosphorylation; regulation of cell population proliferation; transforming growth factor beta receptor signaling pathway. The coding region runs from base 1190 to 1882 and encodes 230 amino acids. The transcript is spliced from 5 exons.